CGUAAGUGUAUGAGUUGGUAUGUGUGCGUGUGUGAGUGAAUUUCAAAACCGAGAUGUUCAACUGUCGCACACUCGAACGGCUUGCACUGAACCCAUCAAAUCGUAUUCGAAUCGCGUUCCAGUGAAGUGUCUUAGUUUUUUUUUUCCUUCUCUCUAUCGUUUUUGUCUUCAGAAGAAUUUUCAUGUAAAAUUCCAUCCAGAAUCGAUAAAUUUGUUAUAAAAUUUGCGUAAUUUCUGAGAUAACUUAAAAAAAAAAGUUGUGUUUGAAUCGAAUCAGUUGAUUAAUUGGUAGAGAGAAAAUUUGUUGCACACACAACACGGAGAGUCAAAGACAAGCAGAUCGCGUGGUAGAACAUAUUUUUUUUUCUCAUCAUUUAGUGGAUCAUUUGGUUGUUUAUAGAAAUUAAAAAUUAGUCGGUGUGCAGAAAUUCCGUAGAAAUGAGUAGCAAACACGAGGAUCCAGCCAAUGAAAUACCAGACAUUUUGUUCGAUAAGAAGGAAAAUGUAAAAUAUAAGCGAUGCCGACUAUUUGGCAAGGGUGGAUUUGCACGAUGCUACGAGAUCGUCGACAUGAAAACACAAGAUGUGUACGCUGCCAAAGUGGUAUCGAAGAAAUUGGUGAUGAAGCACAAUCAAAAGGAUAAAAUGACCCAGGAAAUAAAGAUCCAUCAGUCGUUGAGUCAUCCGAAUGUGGUGCGAUUUUUGAGUUUCUUCGAAGAUGAUCGCAAUGUGUACAUCGUAUUGGAAUUGUGCAAGCAACGUUCAAUGAUGGAAUUACACAAGCGUCGUCCGACCGUCACCGUUGCCGAAUGCCGUUUCUAUAUCCAUCAAAUUCUCGAAGGUGUUCGUUAUUUACAUGACAAUCGAAUUAUUCAUCGUGAUUUAAAAUUGGGCAAUUUAUUCUUGAACGAUAAAUUGAAUGUGAAAAUUGGGGAUUUUGGUUUGGCCGCACGCAUUAAAUUCGAUGGUGAACGCAAGCAAACAUUAUGCGGCACACCGAAUUACAUUGCACCAGAGAUUUUACAAAAAUCCGGUCAUUCGUAUGAGGUGGACAUUUGGUCCAUUGGUUGUAUUAUGUAUACACUAUUGGUUGGCCAACCGCCAUUUGAAACGAAAACAUUGAAAGACACAUACUCAAAGAUUCGAAAGUGUGACUAUCGUAUGCCACAAACACUGCCCAAGUGGCCAGCCGAAAUGAUUUGCGCUAUGCUACAGUCGGAUCCAACGAAACGGCCAUCGGUACACGAUUUGCUACGGCAUGAGUUCCUGAAACAUCCGAUACCCAAGUCGUUGCCGGUAUCCUGUUUGACCUGUGAACCACGUCUUGAUCAAUUGGGCUACUCUGAAAAUGAUCUCAAAGAUGAUCGACGACCUCUCAUCGAAAUCAACAAUGAAUAUGAUGAACGCGCCACAACGUUUCUACGCAAAAAUCUGCAUGAUCAAAUCACUGCCCAGUGCUCGGUGCUCAAGAAUAACCGAGACUACAAAAAUGAUAUCGACAAUUUGUACUUGCAGCUGACUAAAUUGUUGAAUGAUAAGCCACAACGUAACAACUACAAUGAAAAUUUGAGCGAUGAAAACACGGAUCCAGCAGCUGCGCCAUUGUUUUGGGUAUCGAAGUGGGUCGAUUAUACCGAUAAAUAUGGUUUUGGUUAUCAAUUAUGCGACGAAGGAAUGGGUGUUAUGUUCAAUGAUACAACAAAGUUAAUCAUGCUGGCCAAUGGAAUUAAUGUGCAUUACAUCGACCGUGAGGGCAACGAACAGUAUAUGACACACUCAGUGUAUCCAGAUGACUUGGAAAAGAAAAUGAAAUUAUUGUCAUACUUCAAGCGUUAUAUGACGGAGCAUUUAGUGAAGGCUGGCGGCAAUUCGGUGCGAGAUGCUGGCGAUGUUGUUUCACGUAUUCCACAUUUGCACACAUGGUUCCGGACCACAUGUGCGGUCGUUAUGCACUUAACAAAUGGUUCAGUUCAAUUGAAUUUCUCCGACCACAUCAAGAUAAUAUUGUGUCCUCGUAUGAGUGCCGUCACGUACAUCGACAACAAGUUCCGCACGUACAAGUUCUCAACGAUUUCAAAAUUGGGCUGUUCGGCUGAAUUGUAUCAGAAACUGCGUUAUGCCCAUGAAAAGCUCAAGAAGUUGCUCGAGAAACUCAAAUGACCAUCACAAUGAGUACCAUUUUGUACAUUUUGAGCAUGAUUCGUACUAUGAUUUUUUUUUAUCUCAAAACUUUAAACGCAAAAUCCAAUUCGAACGCAUUCAUACACACACGCACACAAAGAACAAACAAACAAACAACAAACGCAUAUUAUGUAACAAUGUAUCUUCAUUUGUAACCGUUCAUUUCGUCCUAGUAUUUAGUAAUCGUAAGCAUAGUAAUGAAUACAAACCCACACCAACUCAUAUGUUCAUACAUUCAAAAGGGAAUGAGAAAGUUCAAGUAAAUAAUGUAAGAUUGAUGCAAAUUUAGUCGAUAAAGUCUCGCUUCGAGAGAAAAACAAAGGAUAAUUUUUUAUGCGAUUAUACAAUGCCAACCCUUUUCCUAUAAAAAAAACAACAAACAAAUCGUUCAAAACUAAAUAAAAAGAAAAUCGUUUAAAUUCCCAAUGCGUGUUUCGAUUUAAGUGUUUUGCCCGGUGCCAAACUAUUUACAAUUGAAGCAAUCACUUGCCAAUGCAUUUUUGUUCUACCUUUAUGUUUGGAUGAGGCUCUUUUGCAUGUGUUAUUUUCGUAUCAGAUUUUUGCAUCGGAUUGUAUUAACAAUUUUGUCGCAGAUUUAUCUCAGUUGAGUGCCUCUUAGAUUUAGAUCCAACGGCGAUGAUUUAAACAAAACAAUCGCCAAUUGCCGAUCAGUAUCGUUCAUCAUGUGUAGCUCUUACUUGCUUGCUCUCUCUCUCUCGCGCUAACUCAAAGUCUGUUUAGCAUUAGAUUUAUAAGUUAUGUAAGAAAUUGUAUUCCCCACACAAUAUUCAAUUACAAUAAAUCGCAUCGAUACAUUUUA
This is a messenger RNA of Sitodiplosis mosellana (orange wheat blossom midge), 3001 nucleotides long. It is a transcript of the gene polo, whose product is annotated as serine/threonine-protein kinase polo. Gene Ontology annotation, molecular function: protein binding; ATP binding; protein serine/threonine kinase activity. Gene Ontology annotation, cellular component: cytoplasm; spindle pole; nucleus. Gene Ontology annotation, biological process: mitotic cell cycle; protein phosphorylation; regulation of cytokinesis. Lineage: Eukaryota; Metazoa; Arthropoda; Insecta; Diptera; Cecidomyiidae. The record is from RefSeq and is a predicted model, not a curated record. Bases 439 to 2160 code for a protein of 573 amino acids. The transcript is spliced from 6 exons.